CGCAUCCAAGAGGGGAGAGAGAGACUAGAGAAGUAGGGCAUCUACACGGAGAUUCGAGGGCGUACAAGUUUCCCGGAGGGCUCGAACUUGAUUAUCUACCGCUGUAAUCAACGAGAAAACGAAUUAAACUAACAGCAAUCCAACAACAUCGAAGAAUUGCUAUGGGACAGCAUUUUAUGAUGGAUGGAUUGUUUUUACAACGCGGAAUUCGCGUUGUUCGACUGCCCUGUGGAUCUUUGUAAUCACACAAACAAUACUCAUGUGUUGAUUGUUGUUGUAUUUAAACGUUUGGAAUCGUCGACCAUUUAAAUUAGUGUUAGUCUGUUUACAAUCCGGACGGGAAUAAAGGCAACGAAAUACAUUGCUGUGUCAGGUGGUGGCUUCUCAUAGGCUACGGGAGAAGAAACUCUAUUCUCGCUGAGUACUGGAUUGAUAAACAAUAAUUAUACACCUGGACUUGGAGUAGUUUGCGAAGCAGAAUUCUUUUCAGGUACCUUGGGUCUGGACUGCUGGAUUUGUCUUUCAGAGUUGACCAGAUUUAACGCAACUCUUUCGGCCGGGCUCAUACGGAGGGGAACGUUCAUGGAGGUUAUUGGUGGGACCCGCUAGGAUGGACGUGGUUGAUGAAACCGAAGCGUUACAGAGAUUUUUUGAGGGUCAUGACAUCACCAGCUCCCUGGAGCCAGCUAACAUUGAUACCAGUAUUCUGGAGGAGUACAUCAGCAAGGAGGACGACAGCACUGACAUCUGUUUCUCAGAGGUCCACAGCGGAGCCCCAGGGCCGAACUCCUAUUCAUCACCCCAGGCCGGAGUGUCCUCUUCUGGGGGUCUGCUGUGUGGCGUGAGUCCCCCUAUUCCCCUCCGCCAGGGGAACCCCCAUCACCAGCCCUGUCAGACACCCUAUCCCCCGCCCCUGGGCCUGCACAGACACAACACCUACCCCUGUCUGGGGCAGCAGAACCAGCAACAGAACCAGCAGCAGAACCAGCAGCAGAACCACAUCAAGCCUGAACACAGAGGCCACUACACACCAGGGACGCUCCCGGAGUCACCCCCAGAUUCCAGUUCUGAGCCCUACUCCCCUCAACAGGUCAAUGACACCCAUAUGCUGAGGACCAUGACACCAGAAAACAUGUGUCAUAUGACCCCUCCGCCCCCCCUCCUCCCACAUGGCCACAGCUAUCCCAGCAUGCCCCGGGACAUGUAUCUGAAGCCCGAGCCAAUGAUCUCACAGUACCCCAUUGGCCCCACCUCCAGUGGGAGUGGCCCGGACAUGCAACAGAAUCAGAUGCUGCAUCAACUACUGCAUCAACCACAACAGCAAGGACAAGACGGUAUACCAGUCCACCAAGCGAAGAAGAGGAAACAUUGUGACUCUCCCAACAACACUCUGAACGCUCAGAUCCUCUCAGGUAUCAUCAAACAAGAGCCAGUAGACAUUGUUUCUGGCCCAGGUUUGAUGGCAGAUGCAGACAACUCAUACCUGGAUCCCAACUACCAGUGCAUCAAGUGGCAGCCACACCAGCAGAACAAAUGGACGACACUGUACGACGCCAACUGCAAAGAGCUCCCAAUGCCCACAUACCGCGUCGAUGCAGACAAGGGCUUCAACUUCUCCCUGGCGGACGAUGCCUUUGUGUGCCAGAAGAAGAACCACUUCCAGGUCACAGUGUACUGCGGCAUGCUGGGAGAUCCCAAGUACAUCAAGACCAGCGAGGGCCUCCAGCCCAUCGACUGCUUCUAUCUGAAACUCAAUGGGGUCAAGCUAGAGGCCAUGAACCAGUCUAUCAAUGUGGAGCAGUCCCAGUCUGACCGCAGCAAGAGACCCUUCAAACCUGUCCUAGUGACACUGCCCCCAGAGCAGGUCACCAAGGUGACUGUGGGACGACUACACUUCAGCGAGACGACAGCCAAUAAUAUGAGGAAGAAGGGGAAACCCAACCCUGACCAGAGGUACUUCAUGCUGGUGGUGGCGCUACAAGCCCAGGCCCACAGUCAGAGCUUCACGGUGGCCGCUCAGGUGUCGGAGAGGAUCAUCGUCAGGGUAACCUCUGCGUCUAACCCAGGCCAGUUUGAGAGCGACAGUGAGGUGUUGUGGCAGCGAGGCCAGCUGCCGGACUCGGUGUAUCACCACGGCCGGGUGGGCGUCAACACCGAUCGGCCAGACGAGGCCAUGGUCGUCCACGGCAACCUGAAGGUCAUGGGGUCGCUGGUUCACCCAUCCGAUAUACGAACAAAAGAGAACGUCCACGAGGUGGACACUACUGAUAACCUGAAGCGGAUCAGUCAGAUGAGACUUGUUCACUAUCAGUUCAAACCUGAGUUUGCCUCCAGUGUUGGAAUUGACAUCAGCCAAGAGACUGGAGUCAUAGCCCAGGAGGUGCAGCAGAUUCUUCCCGAGGCUGUGAAGGAGGGAGGAGACAUCAUCUGCUCUAACGGAGAGACCAUCCCCAAACUGCUGGUGGUGAACAAGGACCGUAUCUUCAUGGAGAACGUUGGGGCAGUGAAGGAGCUGUGUAAGCUGACGGACAACCUGGAGACUCGUAUUGACGAGCUGGAGCGCUGGAGCAGGAAGCUGGCUAAACUCCGCCGCCUGGACAGCAUGAAGAGCAGCGUCAGUGGUGGCACCGUCAGCCAAUCGGGAAGCCAGUUCAGCAGGUCAGGAAGUGGUCCCCUGAAGAAAAAGACGGUCAAACCUGGAAGCAAGACUCCACCCCCAGAGCAGGGCUGUAUCAGCCACAGGUUUAUGCAGGGAACCAUUCUGGCUCUGGUGGUUGUCAUGGCCUUCAGUGUCAUCUCCAUGUCCGUCCUGUACGCGUUGACACUACACCACAGAGGGGACGUCUCAGAGAAGGAUGGUCGUGUUUCUUCCUGCUCUUUCUACGUCUCCUGGAUCCCCUUCUUCACUGCAACUGUCACUGUUUGUCCACAACUCUGUCCAUGGACCAGGUCUGCAGUGGAAUCCUCUAGAAGUGCCAACUUCUCUCCUCAGACCACUGUCCUGACACCACAAGAUUCCGUUCCACCAUUUCCUUCAAUGUCCAAUCCUGCAGCUUGCUGCCCGCCUACAAGUGCCAUAAACAACCAAUCAGCAACUGCCUUUUUGCCUAACAACAACCAGUCUACAUCAGAUCUGAGCGGUCCGGUUCCGACGCCGGGCAGCAUCGGAAAGAAGGCCAAGUCCCGGCCCGUUGAUAAGGAUGGGCGCUACCGGAACCGUCUCAGCCACACCUCCGCCCCCAUGUACCUGGCCAAAGCCAAGAGGCCACCCCCUGCUGGGGACCCAGGGGCAGGAGGGGGGGGGGCCAACCGGCUGCCAGAACCUGGCGGGGGCCAGCAGAAUCUGCCCCGGAGACAGCGCAGGGAUGACACUCACACAAGCACGGAGGGCAACAGCUCAGAUUCCUCUGUAAUCGACCUCCGCAUUCUGGAAACAAACCAGCAGAUCUUCUCACACCACUGUCCACAUCCUGACAGCUGCAGCUACACCGUGUCACUCCAAUCAACCCAUAACUCCAGCAUCACACAGAUCACACUGCACAUGACAGCCAAGGCUUUGGUGUGGGUGAGACAGUGUGGUGUGACCAGGGGUCGCCUGUGUCCUGACCACACGGAGACCGAGUUGGACGGUGGACAGAAGACCGUCACCAAGGGGACAGAUCAUCUGUGGUCAGUACCCGUGCUGUCAUUCCAGGAUGUCACCUAUCACUUCAGAGUUGCUGAGUCUAGUGCAGUGAGUUGUGGCGGAGAGGAGAACAACUCCGCCAGCAACACUCCACCAUACUCUGACUACCACUUCCUCAUUCAGAGCAGCUGCGCAUGACAAGACAGGGAACCUAGCAUACAAGCUGGUUUAUCCUUACUACUACACAUCCUGAGCUGACCCCAGGGUUUCUAAACUCCUACACCUUUUGAACUGACCCCAGGGUUUCUAAACUCCUACACCUUUUGAACUGACCCCAAGGUUUCUAAACUCCUACACCUUUUGAACUGACCCCAAGGUUUCUAAACUCCUAUACCUUUUGAACUGACCCCAUGGUUUCUAAACACUCACACCUUCUGAACUGACCCCAUGGUUUCUAAACACUCACACCUUCUGAACUGACCCCAGGGUUUCUAAAAUCUUACACCUCCUGAACUGACUCCAGGGUUUCCAAACUACUAAACCUUCUGAACUGACCCCAGGGUUUCCAAACUACUAAAUCUUCAGAGCUGAACCCAGGGUUUCCAAACUACUACACUUCUUGAUCUGACCCCAGGGUUUCUGAACACCUACACCUUCUGAACUGACCCCAGGGUUUCUCCUGGUCCUAUCACUCUAGCUCUUUGACUCCAGUCCAGCCGGACUGUGUAGAGAACGAGCAGUAACUCACCAGGUCAUAUACACUAUCUGAACCUGUGAUUUCCAAUGCUUUCUCAGUGGAGGUUGUAUAAACAGUCGAGAUGAUCUGUCCCGAUCCAUGAUAGGUCAGUUUUUACCAUCAAAAAGUUCAGAGGAGCUGAACUGGACUGGCCAGCACAAAUGUUGGCCAAUCAGAAGGUGUAGGAAGGGCAUCAGUCAGCAUUGAUUCAUUCUCAUUUGGUGUCUGGUAGGAAUGCAUGGGAUUGCCAUGCCCAUUAUAUCUUAAAAAUAUAUUUCUUGUUGCCAAUUUAUAGUUUUAACUUUUUUUGUAUUUACACUGUUACCAUUCCUUACAACUCUAAACAAACGAACAAACUGAUGGUUUCAUGUAGAAUAACUUAUUCCCCUUUGUGCUGUUGAGAGACAGCCUUAGUCAGUUCUGCUAGUGUUGCAGAAACUUAUUUCCUUUCUCAAAAUGUUGAUCUUAGAGGUGCAUGACUAUGUUAUGGCACUGGUGUAUUCUGGGUCUGGAUCCACUGUCUUAAAAGUUAUAUUUAAUAAUUUAGGUAUAUGACAUUCUUUAUAAUUCAUCUCUGACUGUUUGAGUUUCCAAAAUAAUAUGCCUUCAAAUCACAGCUGUGGAGUCCACACACACACACACGCUCACAAACACACACACACGCUCACAAACAGGAUUGAGAAACACUGACAUAGAACUCUUAAUGGUGCAAACAGUCUGCUGGAUAAUUGUGUGUGUUUGUGCGUGCGUGCAUGUGUGCGUGCGUGUGUAUAUUUCUUCAGACAGCUGUCAUUUGAAACUCAAACACUACAUCAGAUUGUUUAGGACACAUUCAUAAAUGUGAUGAAUAUGCACAGUCAGGAGCAUCCUUUAUGGGUCCCUGCUUUUAAGAGUACAUGGGACUAAUGACUCAUCAUGCCUGAUUAGACUGGACAGCAAAUCGCUUACACAAGACUCAUUACACUGGUUUGAGCUCAGCAGCUGCACUGUAUGUUCUGGGACACUGUACUAGGACCAUGGAAUUAGUGUGAUCCUAAUUUUCUGAUUCUAAUUCUGUACACUUUACUGGAACAUUGAAACACUGGUACUGAAACUAUAUAAUUAUUCUAGUUCUAUGAUUCUGGAACUGCAUCAUUAUUCUAGUUCUAUGAUUCUGGAACCAUAUUAUUAUUAUAGUUAUAUGAUUCUGGAACCGUAUCAUAAUACUAGUUCUAUGAUUCUGGAACCAUAUUAUUAUUCUAGUUCUAUGAUUCUGGAAACGUAUCAUUAUACUAGUUCUAUGAUUCUGGAACCAUAUCAUUAUUCUAGUUCUAUGAUUCUAAUUCUGUGCCUGAAUGGAGAACAGUAUACACUGUAGGAUCACUGUAGCAGCUGAUAACUGAAUUGUUGUUGUCUGAUACAAGAACACUGGAAACUUCUUUACACUGUAACUUGGCCACUGGAAACUUCUUUACACUGUAACUUGGCCACUGGAAACGUGUACACUGUAUCACUCUCACUAUAUGUAAUAGUUUGACCACUAGCAAAUUAAAUAUGUGGGUUUAAGGAUAAUAACUUUGUUAGCAUGUAUGUCUGUUUUAUUUGUUUGAAUUUAAGAAGAUUGGAGAUCUCUUUCUGCUCUCAAUCAUGAUGUUGAAAACACACAUUUACAUUUGAAUGAUGUUUUUUAAACCACUUAUGCCUUAUCUGACUCAACAACAAAAAAAACUUUUUUUUAUCUUUCUCGCAAGACAGAAGCAGCCAUGAACUUUAAUGAUUUAAUGCUGUUCAUGUGUGAGCCACCGUUUUUAGACAUUCUUUGUUUAAAAGAACAGAGGCGGCCAUUUUGUGACCUGGUCUUGUGCAACUCGAGGAGAAAAAGGUUUGGCGCGUGGCCAUGAUAGCAGCCCUCUGAAAGAGUCAUGGAUUUUAUACACUGGACUAUUGUAUUAUUAUAGCCUGUCCAUUCAUUGCUCUGGAUCUAUGCAACACGUUUUGUCUUCUCUUCCCUGACUGGAAACAACAGCCAUUCACAAAGCCAUGUUGAUAGAGAUUUUCUCUGGAUAACCCAGCUGUUCACUUGUAUUCUUCCAUUAGCAUACAGCUUGCAGUGGUUCCUUACUCACUGACUACUCUGAUUUACUGUUAACUGCUUCUUAAGUUAUGCAGUAUUUUGUGUGUAAUAUGUGCAUUGGUGAAUCACAAAGGACCCUUUGGGAUUCAGAACAUCCCUGUUGACCUAUCAUGUAUUCCAAAAUCGAAUAUAAAAAAUAUGUGAAAAUUAAUAUACUUGAUUGAAGAUUACAUAAUAUGAUGACAAUGUACUAUAGUAUAUUUCCAGUAUGAUUUUUGUUAGGCUAUCCAGCAGUAGUUUCCUGUUGUAGCUUAUUUAUGCACCAACCAGCUUUCCCAGUGAAACCAGCAUAGCACUUCUAGUUUUGCACUGUACAUAUGAACUGCCUAAUGCUCUUUCUGGUGGUUCCAGUGGUUUCAAAUGGUAUAGAAAUGCAUUAAAUGUUACCGUGUAGCUUCAUUUUGUAACAAUAUAUGCUCAUUUUCAUGUUGUUUUAUCAUUAUAGUUUUAUGUUAUUUGUGUGUCAUUAAUGUGUCGUUGCUGUUAUACCGUAUGUCACCAUGGUUACGUUAUGAAAAUCUGUGCCUAUCAAAAUCACGAUUAGGCUUUUACUUAUGUCACUCACAGACUAAGAAUACACAUGCAAUUGAGCACGCCACAACAUUUUAACUUUAAAUUAACGAUAAAAUCAUUCAUUUUCAAAUAUGUUUUAUUUCUAUAAAUCUUAUGGAUUGAAGCACUUCAGAACACUAAAUACUUUACGUAUAUUUGAUUAAGAAUAUAUAAUGCAGUCACUUAUUCCCCCCUAUUCUCUUAUUCCUGCAUUUUAACUGUUCUUUACAUAUCUGUGCUUUUUAGUACUGCCUCUAGCUUUGUUUUUAAUACAUGAUCAUAACAUAUAUUUUUUAGUCUUAUACUGUUUUUGUCUCAUUUCCUGUUGAUGUUGUUAUAAUAUGAAUGCAUUCAGUAAAUAAAAUAUUGAUUGAAAACAA
Esox lucius (northern pike) is the source of this 7406-nucleotide messenger RNA. RefSeq names its product myelin regulatory factor (gene myrf). Gene Ontology annotation, biological process: central nervous system myelin maintenance; protein autoprocessing; positive regulation of DNA-templated transcription. The record is from RefSeq and is a predicted model, not a curated record. NCBI's taxonomy places the organism in Eukaryota, Metazoa, Chordata, Actinopteri, Esociformes, Esocidae. Bases 611 to 3823 code for a protein of 1070 amino acids. Gene Ontology annotation, molecular function: sequence-specific DNA binding; DNA-binding transcription factor activity. Gene Ontology annotation, cellular component: endoplasmic reticulum membrane; nucleus. The transcript is spliced from 26 exons.